Talpa occidentalis (Iberian mole) is the source of this 3620-nucleotide messenger RNA. It is a transcript of the gene ARHGAP18, whose product is annotated as Rho GTPase activating protein 18. NCBI's taxonomy places the organism in Eukaryota, Metazoa, Chordata, Mammalia, Eulipotyphla, Talpidae. The transcript has 15 exons. Gene Ontology annotation, molecular function: GTPase activator activity. Gene Ontology annotation, biological process: signal transduction; regulation of small GTPase mediated signal transduction; regulation of actin filament polymerization. Bases 322 to 2232 code for a protein of 636 amino acids. The record is from RefSeq and is a predicted model, not a curated record. Gene Ontology annotation, cellular component: cytoplasm.
GAUCUUCUCUGCCCAAUAGGCAGGGUUUUAGGAUCCUCAACUGCAGCUGCUCCUGGGGAGUCCGCCAGCCCAAGCCACUCUGCUCAUCACCUCGUGCCCAGGCUCCAGCGCGGUCCUUCCAGCAGCUGCUGGGUGAUUGAGCAGAAACGACAGGCUCUUGUGGUUAACCGUGAAGGGUGAGAGGAGGCACUUCUGUUAUGAGCCCGAAAGGAGGUGUGUCGCGGAAGGAAGUGGUCUGGGAAGAUUCUUGCAGGAGCUCGAGUUGUCGCGUCUUCUUCACUUCUUGUCACCCUGGCAUUCCCUGCUCUUGCCCUGGGAAAGAUGGUUACCUUAGUAACGAAGCUGGUGCACGGUUUUCACCUCCGUCACAGGUACGGCCAGUAUACUAUAAAUCAGGAAGUCACCAAAGUUACGGAAAAAUGCCCAUUUGGUCGAUCAAGUUCCCAGGAUUCUUUGCACGAAUUGCCUAUGGAGGACUACUUUAUGGCAAUGGAAGAUAUGAAUAUAUCUAGUGAAGACAAACAAGAUCAAGAGGUGGUAAUUGUCAAAGAACCUGAUGAGGGUGAAUUGGAAAAAGAAUGGCUUAAGGAGGCUGGUUUCUCCAGUCUUGUUGGAGAAUCUCCUGGAGAUCCCCAAGAAACCAUAAUGCUUUUUUCCACGCUGACCAGGACCCAGGAAGCAGCUGUUCGGAAACGAAUAGAAACUGUCUCCCAGACCAUGAGGAAAAAAAACAAACAGUAUCAGAUUCCUGAUGUCAGAGAUAUAUUUGCUCAACAGACAGAGUCAAGUAAAAAAGCUCCAGAUGGCACUGAAUCGCAGUCAGUCAGAACACAUGAAAACAAAUAUCAAGAAAAAGAUGGCCAGGCACCUAGCCUAGUUGGUGAAAAGUAUCUCAGUACACCAGUACCUGAGAAGUCACCUGUCUAUGAAACAGAUGUGAACCUAGAGGUGUCAUUUGCAGAGCAAGCAUGGAAUCAAAAAGAGAACUCCAAGGAUAAGAGUCAUCGGAACAAAGGCAAUGAUACUCCAUUAUCUAAUUUAGGAUUGCCAAAUGACAAAACAGGCAUCACCAGGAUUGGUGAUCUAGCUCCGCAGGACAUGAAGAUUGUUUGCCAAUUAGCCCUAAUUGAGCUGACUGCCUUCUAUGAUAUUUUGGGUGUUGAAUUGAAACAACAAAAGGCUGCGAAAAUCAAAACAAAAGAUUCUGGCCUUUUUGGUGUUCCAUUGACAGUAUUACUAGAACAAGAUCAAAAGAAAGUUCCAGGAACUCGAAUACCCUUGAUAUUCCAAAAACUGAUUUCUCAAAUUGAAGAGGGAAGUUUGGAAACUGAAGGCCUCUUAAGAAAACCUGGUGCUACCGCUAGGAUCAAGAAUCUAUGCCAUGAACUGGAAACAAAGUUUUAUUUAGGGACUUUUAAUUGGGAAUGUGUCCAGCAGCAUGAUACAGCCAGCCUGCUGAAGCUCUUCAUCCGGGAGCUUCCUCAGCCGCUGCUCAGUGUAGAAUACCUCAAAGCCUUUCAGGCUGUCCAGAAUCUUCCAACCAGGAGACAACAGCUACAGGCUUUGAACCUUCUUGUCAUCCUCCUACCCGAUGCAAACAGAGAUACACUAAAGGCCCUGCUUGAAUUUCUUCAAAGAGUAAUAGACAAGAGAGAGAAAAAUAAGAUGACCGCCAUGAAUGUAGCAGUCAUCAUGGCUCCAAAUCUCUUCAUGUUUCACACAUUGUGCCCAAAGGGCAAUGAACAGCAAGAACUUGUAAUGGCAGCCGGGAGAGCGUCUACCAUGUUCUUAUUGAUUAAGUAUCAGAAGGAUCUGUGGACAAUCCCCAAGUUCAUUGUCAAUCAAGUGAGGAUAAAAAAUCAGAAAAAAGAUAGAAGGCCCAUGAAGAAAUUGCUGAAGAAAAUGGCCUAUGACCGCGAAAAAUAUGAAAAGCAAGAUAAGAUUGCAAAUGAUGCUGACGUUCCUCAGGGAGUGAUUCGAGUGCAAGCUCCCCAUCUUUCGAAAGUUUCCAUGGCAAUACAGCUAACUGAAGAACUAAAAGCCAGUGAUGUACUUGCCAGGUUUCUCAGCCAAGAAAGUGGGAUUGUCCAGACUCUCAAGAAAGGGGAAGUUUUUUUGUAUGAAGUUGGAGGAAAUAUUGGAGAACGCUGCCUCGAUGAAGACACUCACAUGAAGGACUUAUAUCAGCUCAACCCAAAUGCUGACUGGGUUAUAAAGUCAAAGCCAUCAUAGAAGCUACAGAUAACCACAAGGACUUCUUUAAUAAUACUUGCUGGGUCAAGAGUGUAAAUAAAAAGAAUGGCAGGGUUCCUUCAUUAUUCAAAUGUAUCCAACUCUUGAAUAGUGACAUUCUCAAGUCUUAAAAAGUUAAAGAUUUGUGCUGCUGCCAGAAUUAUGUUAAUAAUUAUUAUUAUGUUAUUAGAAAACAGAUAUUUCUGAAGUGAGAGGAAAAGGGGCUUAAUUAGCUUGCAGGCUAUUUUCAUUGUAGUCAAAUGUACCCAGAUGUGACAGCUUUUUUUUAACAUGAAAAUAUGCUCUCAUCCUUUUCACUUUUUUCUCUAACAAUCAUAUAGAUGCUUUCUCACCUUUCUCUCUUCCUCACAUCUGCCUUCUCCCAAUUAGAUUUGCUUCUUAACCAAAAAGAAAAUAAAUACCAGGUAUGGCAAGUUGCAAAGACAGUACAUCUUAGACUGAAUUCAACAAUUUUCCUGUCACUAUCAAAUGUUAAUAUUCAUCUCUUUGAGUCAUUUGUUCAAACAAUAAUAUCCCCCUUCCUGCUGUAUCACAUGAAGUGAUUUGCAUUUUUUUCAGUUCAUCUGACAUAUGUGCACAGAACUGUAUCCACUAUGAAGAAAAUAGAACCUUCAGAGACUGCCAAUUAGUACUGAACCAAUUACUUAUAUACUAAGAAUAAAUAAAAUACAUCCAUGUGGAAUAACUGGAUUAUAGAUACCAAGAGAGUGAAAGCCAAAUCGCUUCAUGUAUGAAGUUCUCUUCCAAAAUGAAAUCGAAAAAGUCAUAGCUGGCUCUACCUAUUGUCAUAUUCACAGUAUAAAUAUGCAUGGUAUUAUAAUCCAGUAAUGGUUGAGAAUGUAUUCUAGUAAGAUGGGCAUUUUUCAACUCAUAAAUAAGUCUGCAGGAAGAAUUAUUCUUCUGGGUAUGACACAGUCAUAUAAACAAGCUUUUGUUUGUGUCCUUAUUUUAAAUAAUCAGAGUAACUUUAUUAAAAUGCUGUGGAAAGGGCUACUUGCAGGGAUUUUAAUGCACAAACCAUAUUGUGAUAAAAGAUAAGCCUCUGUAUUGUAAAUAAGAGGAAUGAGUGAGAAAGAAAUCUUCAAUAUUAUAUGCGUUUAGAGAGUGGUAAAUAAAAUGUGAUGUAAAUGAAUGUUGCACAAACUGAGUUUAUGAUACUUUUAGUAGUACUUUAGGAAAAAAUGACACAUUCUCAAAGGCUCUUGAUGUCAUUCUAAUUAGGAGGAAAAAUGCUGUUAAUGAGAACAGUAGUAAAUUUUUAGCAUUUAAUUACAAGAGCAGCCUGUGGAUAUGAUCACUUAAAUAACUUUGUGGUAAUUUGUGCCAUUGCUUUUUUAUUUAAAUUUUUUUAAUAAUUAAAUGCAUUU